This is a messenger RNA of Botrytis cinerea B05.10, 4812 nucleotides long. RefSeq lists its product as hypothetical. The transcript has a single exon. Gene Ontology annotation, molecular function: metal ion binding; glycerophospholipase activity. Lineage: Eukaryota; Fungi; Ascomycota; Leotiomycetes; Helotiales; Sclerotiniaceae. Gene Ontology annotation, cellular component: cytoplasm. The coding region runs from base 146 to 4711 and encodes 1521 amino acids. The record is from RefSeq and is a predicted model, not a curated record.
GACGACGAUCACAUUUGCAGAGCAGUGACCAGUAUUUAAUCUAUCUAAUCCUAUUAAUCACCUAAUAUUACCUUCUUCAUAACAGUAAGUCUACCGGUGCUCAUUGUGCCGGAUUGCCUAUUGAUUUUCAGCAGUACAAGGAAACAUGUCUCAACCUAUUCAUACCUUCGGAAAAGGAUGUGACCUCGCUCCUCCUGGCAGCAGCGAGCAAGUCCGCAAGCCGUGUGAGGAGAUGCCCCCAAUACGAGCGCAGUUCUUCUAUUGUUCCCCUCUUCCGCUCGAUGAUCCUCUCACUGCUGUACCGCCCCCAACAGCCGACUCCAAGAAUGUGAGGCAUCCUCCACGACCGUUCCCAAAAUGCGAUAAUAAGGUGCUUGUGGAAGCAUGGAUGGGGAUGUGUUCAAAGCGGGACCGCAAAAGUCACAAUCGGACGUGCAAGCCUAAGGUAGGGAUCGAGCCGAUAACAAAUAAGAUGAUCACCAGUGCUACCGGAUUCAAACCAAAAAUCAAACGCGAGGUUAAGGAGUUGAAGGAGUCUUUGAAGCCGACUCCAGGGAACACGGAAAGAGACCAGGCAAAGACUGGAUCGGCAACGCAGCCACAGAAGGCCCGCUCUGAAUUUUCAAACGGCCAUCAAGAACUUCAGGUAGGAGCAAAGGAAGGAAAGACUCCACCAUCAACUAUUGGUUGCCCUUGCAAGGGGAGUCAUCUCUGGUGCAGAAAGAAGGCAGGGAAGUGCGCAUGUGCGUCUUGCCCCAAAGCUCCACAAGAAGUGGCUGAAGCCGAAACUCACCAACCCCAUGCAUCCGCUCCCAAAACCAAUGAAAAGCCAUCUGUUCCUGGGCCAAUCACCAAAUGUAAGUCUAAGGAGAAUCUUCAAGAAGAUACUACCGAUCACAGCAAGCAAUCCAAACACUGUGAGCACAAUUGCAAGAGAGAAAGAUCUCUUAAGGAACCUAAACCAGAAGAAGACCCCGAAAUUGAGUGUACGUGCAAUCAGCCACCAAAAGACUCAAAUUGCACAACCGGAAAAUCCAAGGAAACUAAAACAACCUACAACCGCCCUACAGAACCAUUCCCAGCCGAAUCACUCAAACCUGGCCAGCAAGAAAAAGGAAAUCCCAAAGAAUGCAAGUCACACAACCAUCAGCCCAAGUGUUUGUGUAUCAACAUUGAUUCUCACCAAGAUAGCACCGAUCAGAAGAAGAGAUCUAAGCAUUGGGAACACAACUGCAGGAAAGGAAAGGCCGAAAGAGAAAGGUCUGAAAAAGAACUCAACUUGGAAGACAAGGCCUGCAAUGAGGAACCCGAGGAGAAGAAGCCUGUCAAGACGAAGUUGAGUGACAAAGGGAAGGGAAAGGCUGCUACCAUUAAUGACCAAGAUGAUACGGAUCAAAUAGAAAAAACAAAGAAAUGGUUUGACGAACAGUUAAAAGCUCAAACGGAGCCAGAUCCAACCUCAUUCUACAGAGAUCAGCGUCACCGCAGCGAGAGUGUCGAAGACACAGAGGGUUCCAUAACACACGAGAGCGAGGAAGACGCUUGCUGCAUUGAGGAUAAAAAGGAUAAUUCAGAUUCGCUGAUGUCAAGAAUACCAAGCUGCUGUGAUGAUAGUAAGGCUGAUGCUAAUUCUAAGCGACAACAAUCCGAAGCCGAAAUUAUUUUUUCAGGCCGAUGUGAUGAAAGUAAAGCCGAUGAGACUUCUGGGCGAAAGGAAUCCGAUGUUGGGACAGAAUUUUCUGGUGUCUGUGGCAGAGACAAAGCCAAAAAUGCUUCAAAACGAAAAGAAUCCGAGGCCGAGACUGUAUUCUCAGGUAGCUGCAACAAGAGAAACGAUGAUAGAUCUAAGCAAGAUCACUCCGGGCCCGUAACAAGAUUUGGAAGUUGCUGUGACGACCCUAAAACUAAAGAUAACGAAGUUUCUGAGAGGCAAACAUCUGGGAAGCAGAUUAACGAGAGGCCUACAUUGAAAGCAUCUUCUGAAAAUGUAUCGGAAUGCUGUGAUGAAUUAGAACGACACGCUGCCAUGGCCAUAAAGAAAGCUAGGCACAGCAAUCUAGCUCAGCAUUCUUCUGGACCAUCUGGACACAAGUCUACGUCUAAAGAGAAUCUUUUUGAGAAUGCUACUAAAGAUGUAACACACAAGCAGACCAGGCCGUUUACACAUAAGUCACACUCCCAUCAGCAUCAGUUACAUGAUAAUAAUAGUUCGGCCAAACACGUACAUAAAUCAAAGUCUAACGAUACCCAAUCACAGCAAUACAGCGCGACACCUGGAGCUCAUGACUACGAGGAACCAAAUGUUCUCACGUCGAGCAAAGGUUUCAAGGGCAAAAGCAGAUUUUUUGGUAGACGACAGGCAGAUGGCACGGGCGAUCACGACGGUGGACUAUAUGAUGACUCCGACGAGGAGUCUCCUGUUGGUUAUAUGGUUCCCGAUCAAGGAGAUGCUACAAAUGACAAAUGCACCUGCGAACCUCAACCGCAAGCAUCUGAGCAUGAUGUGCUUGCAACCGGAAAUGAAAAUGUAUACACUAAAACUGCUCAAACUGCCGGUUCUGGCACAACAGGAAGGCCAUUUCUGAAACUUCCUGCUCGUGGUGAAAGCCCUCAGAUGCAGAACUACACAACAUAUGACGAUGAGCCACCCACUGAUUCUCGGAUCUCACAUGAACGCGAUUCCACCGAAGAUAUGGAGGUUGAAGGGUGCAAGGCUUAUAAACAUAAGGAUCAUGCAAAAUGCCAAGUUGAAAUUCCUGUUGGCACAUGUAGACUUCAUUCGGUCAGCUUAUCAUCUUUGAUUUUGAAGCCGAUAUACUGGUCACCUCUCAAUGAUCAGUAUCCUUGCAUAUACGGCACGUGGUUUUAUAAAGAUAACAUGUGUCCUGUAGAGCCCGCUGUCGCAAAUCAACUAGAGAAAGGUUACAGAGAGAAUGAGUGUUGGUCUCAGACAUGGGAUGAUCAACUUAACUCUGCAAUAGAAGUUGGCGCUGAAGGCGAAGAGAAAAUUGUUCACCGUCUCUGGCAAAAGGAAAAUGACGACAGAACUGUAGACUAUGAUCCUUCCAAACACAUUCUCUCCACAGAUCCACAUUGCGCUGCACGCUGCUUUCAUGGCGAAGCUGCUGCAGAAGGCAAGGUUGAAGAGUCGGAUUCAAAGCCUGGGGCAGCCACCUCGAUCAGUAAAAAGUACCCGAAUUCGCAAGUCAUCUACAAGAACUGUGAAGAAGCCUUCAUUUUGAAGCCCAACAUUUGCCCUUCGGCUUACUACGGACGCAGACCUCUCGCAAAAAUCAAAAGUGGGCUAUGUGUUGGUAUUCCCGUCGUUCGUGGAUUCGAUCGAAAGGCUUGGAAUAAGCUUUAUCUUUCAAAGAAACCAAUGACCGCCACGAAAGUAUACACCAAAAGCCCGAAGCAUAGUAAUACUGGCUAUAAUAUACUGGAAGAGUGCCCGGCAUGUAAGGCACAAGAGGAACCUGAAAAGGUGACUGAUUUGUGUCUAGUCGUCCAUGGCAUUGGUCAAAAACUUUCGGAGCGCAUGGAGAGCUUUAAUUUCACAUAUGCUGUGAACAGCUUCCGAUGUGAGAUGAAACGGGAAUUAACAGAUGACGAUGUGAAGAAGGUGCUCCGAGAAGACUUUUGUGGCCUUACAGUGCUUCCUGUCAACUGGCGUGCAAAUCUUUCAUUUGAAGAUGGUGGACCAAGAAAGCCUGGAGACAAAGAACGUCCAGGCUGUGAUUUCUCUCUUGACGACAUAACCCAGCCAACAAUUCCGAGAGUACGCCAACUUAUCUCUGAUGUGAUGUUAGAUAUUCCAUACUAUAUGUCUGGACACAAGCACAAGAUGAUUGCAGCAUUGAUUGCCGAGGCCAACCGAAUAUAUCGCCUUUGGUGUAAGAACAAUCCAGGCUUCCACAAGAAUGGUCGGGUUCAUCUUAUUUCACACUCUCUCGGUAGUGUCAUGGCGAUCGAAGUGCUAAGUAAACAGCCCACCACCUUAGCAGCCGAGCUUUCAUGGAGACCCAACACCAAGUAUUUUGACUUUCAAACAACAAAUUGCUUUCUCGCGGGUAGUCCAUGCGCAUUUUUCCUUCUACUCGAUAGCAAGUCUUUAGUCCCUAGGAAGGGUAUCUCUAAGCCUGGCUGUGAAUGCGAAAAUGGCAGCAGUAAAGACAUUUUUGGUGAUGCGGGUACAUUUGGAUGCUUGGCAGUAGACAACCUUUACAACAUCAUGCAUUGCAACGAUCCUAUCGCAUAUCGCUUGAACGCGUGUGUAGACUCACGAUAUGGGGCAAAUCUCAAAGAAGCGGAAGUACCGGACUCUUCUCGCAGUUUCAUGACAGCAGUGACUCAUGCUAUGAAAUCAGCUGCUGGCAUGUCUCAAGAUGAAGCGCUGCAUGUUGGAGAAAUGCCUAGACCUACUUUAAUCACCAAAAUGCCAUCUCAAAUGGAAAUGGAAGUCCAUGAUUUCACGGCCGAGGAAAUGGCCGAGAAGAAAUUCUGUCAGUUGAAUGAAAAUGGUCAGGUAGAUUGGAUUUUGGGAAAUCGACCAGGAAUGUUAGCCAACCAGUAUAUUGAUAUGUUGUCGGCUCAUAGUAGCUAUUGGAACUCUAGGGAUUUUAUCCGCUUCUUGUGUGUGGAAAUUGGAAGGAGACCGGGAAAGAUGCAUACCUUGCCAAACAUGAGAGCGAGAAAGAAGAGCCAGAAAUAAACGGGGUCACAAAGAACGUCAGGGGGUUUGUAAAUUUGCUUUUAGAAGACAGGGUCACUGAGGAGUACAAUAUGUUUUCGAGAUGUGUUUAUGGAGUAACA